AUGUCGGGUCACACUGGGAAAUUCCUCAAAUCCAUUUACUAUAUGAGCUUUCUCCUGAUUGUAACACAGUCGUCUUUCCAGAUUGCGUUUCACUACGUUCCUCCUCAAGAUUACCUCUGGGAAGAAAUCCUAAAUCACUUUGGAAUUUUAAGGCUCAGCCAGGUGGAUCCAUGGAACAUCAUACGUCUCUUGGCUUCGGACUUGGGCAUGUUCUUCUCUGGUUAUUUUAUCCGGAGAGCCUGUAAGAAAAUGGUAAAAGUAGAUGCCCCAAAAAUCAAUCGCGUUACUAGCCAAAAGGAAGAGGAGGAGGAUGGGGAGGAGUCUGAGACAGAGUCUGAAACAGAGGAGAGUGAGGAAGAGACAGAGUUUUCUACAGAUGAUGAGAUUCUAGACAAGGAUGUUAAUGACCCCCGAGCUAAGCUGAUGGAGAAAAUCACAGUAUUUAUUUCAGGAAUGAAGCUGUUGUUUGAAGCUCUCUUUACAACGGCUGGCAAGAUUGUUGUCACCAUACUCCUGGGUACCUCAGGUAUAACUCUGCCCUCAGUAACCUCAGCUGUCUAUUUCUUCACCUUCCUGUGGCUGUGUUCAUGGUGGGCUUGCAAUCGAAGUGUGAGCCUUAUUCUGUUCAGCAGCCUCUGUGUAAUGGCUGCCAUAUUUAGUGCGGGUCACCUGACUGCCAUUUACCUCUACCAGCUGCCCUAUUUCCAAGUACUGAUACCUCCACAAGAUAUAUAUGCCAGGCUUUUUGGGAUGACUGCUAUUAUUAGAACCAAUGAAACAGCAACUUGGGUCAUCAAGCUUCAUGAUGGUCUGAACUGGCCAGUGUUCCUGAACCCAUUUGUCCUACUGAUCAUGUAUUACCUCCUCAUCAUGUUGCUGCAACAGUGGGCAAAUAUUCCAAUGGUACGGAAUGGAAAGAUUUGUGAGUUGGAGGAUCCUGCAGUUACUGAAAAGAAUAAAUCCUCAAUGGAGACUCAGCAGUUGGAUGGGAUGCUCUGGAUGGCAAAUGCUGAAAUGAUACAACCUGUUUAUUUGUCCCAUAAUGGCUGGCAGGAGCUGCCUCUCUUGCAGUGUGAGCUUCCACAGAGCCAGACUGAUUACUCAGUGCCAGUUUAUCCUGAGGAUGCAGACAGCCCUAUUGGGUCAGAGCACAAAAAUCCCUCUGAAGAAGUUCCUGAGGAAGAAAAGAAGUCUGGUGGGAUGGCAGUACUGGGCCAGUUCAUUAUGAAGCAAAGCUAUGUCAGUGCACUAAUUGUCAUGAUGGUGUGGAGCAUCACACACAACAGCUGGCUGACAUUUGUUCUUUUGAUCUGGUCAUGUGUCAUCUGGAUGAUGCGCGAUCGCAGGCGUUACGCAAUGCUUAGUGCCCCCUUCCUGGCUGCCUAUGCUAAUAUCUUAGUGGUCCAGAAUUUUUUUGUGGGGCUUAACAUCUCUCAAGAGGAAUUAUUCCCAGGAGUUCCUACUGCAGUUCUCAUUGACUUUGAUCUUAAACCGUAUUCUGUUCCCUGUGUGCAUCUCGGAGCUAAGAUCCUCUAUGCGCUCACAUUCUGGAUAUUAUUAAGGCAGAAUCUAAAGGAACGGCAGGAGCAGCUGGAACAAUUAAAAGAACCGCUGAAAGAAGUUACUGUUGGGGACAGCGAAAUGGAACAGCCCCAGAACUUUGUUGUGGAAAUGUUGGGUUCUAUGGUGAGAGGGGCAUUGGUUAAGUACUGGAUUUACUUCUGUGGUGUCAUGUUUUUUGUCGUCAGUUUCAGAGGCAAAGUUGUAGUCUACAAGAUCCUCUACAUCGUGCUCUUCCUCUUCUGUGUGGCUUUGUAUAAGAUUCAUUAUGAGUGGUGGAGAAGAAUACUGAAGUACUUCUGGAUCACAGUUGUCACAUAUUCAAUGGUUGUCCUUAUUGCAGUCUAUGUCUAUCAGUUUAAGACCAUUUCUGGAUUUUUCCUUCAGAUUCUUGGGAUGUCAGAAGAAGGGUUAAAGGACAUUGGUUUGGAGCAGUACAGCACAGUUGAACUAUUUGCAGGGAUUUUGCUCCCUUCCACAUUUUUGCUGGCCUGCAUCUUACAGCUAUAUUACUUUCAUGAAGACUUUUUGAAACUCACUGACCUCAACAACAUCCCAAUCAACCAAGGAGGUGUCUCUGACAGUAAAAAGAAGAUAGAAGGUCGUGUCCUUAUUGUGGCAAACAUGCUAAAAGACAAUAUCAACAACCUACAGAAAAAAUUAGAUGCUGAUAACCCACAAAAUGCAAGUCAGAGCACAUUAGACAAGGUGGAUAACAUCACUCUGGAUGAAAACCCUGUGCAGGACAGUAAGGGAAAUGCAGACACAAAAACGAAUCAGUGGAUUCUGGUGAUUGAGAAGAUUACGUCCUUGUUUCUGGCGUUGUUGGAAUUUAUCCAUGGCACCCAGGUUCUAAUAUGGAGACUGCUUGAACUGCACAUCAUUAAGAUCGUGUCCACUAUCAUUAUCUGGAUUACAGUUCAGGAGGUUUCACUGAUGAACUGCCUAUUUUACAUGCCGUGGGUGUUUGCUUUGCCAUACUCGCACCUGCGCCCCUAUGCCUCCAGCAUCUCCACUGUCUGGUCCUGUUUCAUGGUCAUCUGUAAAAUGUUGUAUCAGCUAAAGUUUAUCAAGCCGCUGGAAUAUUCCUCCAACUGCACAGAGGGCCUGUAUCGCAAUGGAAGCCUCUACAGUCCCGUCUCAGAAGAGCUGCUGCAGAAAUCUAUUUUAUAUGUGUCCCCAGUAGACCCUGCCUUAUGGUGUGGUGCCCUUCGUAAGUGCGAGGAUAGUGUUUUACCCUGCCUCAAGAAUCAUCUUACCAUCCUGGCAAUAAUGGCUAUUGAGUCCACUGUGUAUCGGCACCAACUCUACUACCGAGUUCACAACCAACUCACUACGCCUAUCACUGGGACCAUUUUUGAUGGCAUCACCCGGAACCACCUUGAUGAUGGGCUUCUUCCAUGCAUUAAAUACUUUGUAAAUUAUUUCUUUUACAAGUUUGGUCUAGAGGUAUGUUUUGUCAUCUCAGUGAAUGUCAUUGGACAAAGAAUGGAUUUUUAUGCAGCAUUUCAAGCUUGUUGGCUUAUGUAUUUACUGUACUUACGUCGAAGAAAGACUAUUGCAGAAGCCUGGCCAAGAUUUUGCUGUUUCUUGGCCUGUAUGAUGACUUUCCAGUACCUAUUGUGCAUCGGCAUUCCCCCAGCUUUCUGCAUAGAUUACCCAUGGAGGACCUCUUCAAUGGCUGCCAACUCUAAUCUUAUUAAAUGGCUGUAUCUUCCUGACUUUGCAAGGAGGCCUGACCCACGUUUCCUGCUCUAUGACUUUCUGCUCCUGCUUUUCGCAUCCCUACAGUCGCAGGUGUUUGAGGAUGAGAACAGGACCUGUAUCAGGAUGCUGGCUGGGGAUAACAUAGAAAUCAGCAGAAACCUGGAUCCAGGAGAUCUCAGCCAGUACAGCCCAGUGCCUAAUUUCAUCCAUUGCUGCUCGUACCUGGACAUGGCUAAAGUGGUGGUGUUCAGCUUCCACUUCUGGUUCGUUUUGUGUCUUAUCUUUAUCACAGGGACGACUCGCAUUAAUAUCCUGUGUAUGGGCUACCUAAUGGCCUGCUUCCACUUCAUGUUGUUUGGUGGAAGCCUUUUGCUAAAGCCGGUGAAGCAUAUGCUGAAAUUGUGGGACUAUCUCAUUUCAUACACAGCUUUUGUGAUAGCCAUGAAGAAUAUUUUGUCGAUUGGGGCAUGUGCUUACCUUGAUAAACUCAUGAAAAAUAACUGCUGGCUUAUACAGACCUUCAGUAUGUUCUGUACUAUUAAAGGAUAUGACCUGUCUAUCCAUUCUGAUGAGAAAUGUGAACUGCCAGAAAAUGAAGCAGGGAUUGUAUGGGAUGCCAUCUGUUUUACCUUCCUUCUGAUUCAGCGUCGUAUCUUCACCAGCUAUUACUUUCUUUACGUUGUGGCAGAUCAGAAGGCUUCCAAACUCUUAGCUUCCAGGGGAGCUGAAUUAUUUGAGGAAAAAAUAAAAAAGGUGGUGGCUGUACGCCUGGAAGAAGAGAAGAAAUGUGCGCAGGCCAUGAAGAAACAAAUGGAGCAGAUCAAGUCCAAACAGAAGUCAACCGAGAAAGUAAAAGGAAGAGAGGAGAGUGUAAGCGCAGAAGACACAUCUGAGUUAUCUCCCAAAGAUAAAGAUGAUGGAGACAAGAAGGAGAAAGAUGGAAAAAAGAAAUGGUGGCAACCGUGGGUAACACACACAACAAUGAUUCGCAGUGGCAGCUAUAGCCUCUUUGAUACUGACAGUGAAGAUGAGGAGGAAGAGGCAGGAGAGGAGAAGCGAGAGGAAGAGCCACCUAAGAAGAAGACAGCUUUCCAGUUGGCAUAUGAAGCAUGGACAACAAGUUCCAAAUCUGCCCUAAAACUCAGGGAGAACGAUGAGAUAACAAUGAGAGAGCAAAUACGUAAGGAGUUGGAGAAGCAGCAAACAGAAGGAAGUCAAGAGGAAACCCCAGAAGAGAAAACAGAAAGUGAAAGCAAAGAGGAAAAGGCUGAUGGUCCAGACAACAUUAUCCAGAGAAUUAUCAACAUUGUCAAGUUUACUUGGGUCUUUAUCCAAGCUCUAGCGGAUGACACAAUCGAGUCGUUGAACUCUUUCUGCAAGGAUAGUGUUGAUAUUGCAACAGUACUGAGGAUUGAGAGGUGCAUGUUGAGGAGAAACCUGGACAAGGGAAAGGAAGCAUCACAGGAGUGCAUUACUGAAUACUACAAAGCAAAGCAGCUAUCCAGGACCCAGACUUUAUCGAGCGAGGAGAAUGAGAAGCCAGGCGAACUUACAAAACAGAUAACUCCAAGAAAGACUUUGGAGAUUUUUAAGAUUCACAGUAUGGAGUCCCAACAAUCUCAGGACAGCUUUGUUUCAAGCUGUGCCACUGAAGACUUGAUACUCUCUUGUGAAGACCUCCUUGCGCCUUUAGAAAAUGAGAGAAUCAGAAGGCCCCCAGGUCGUAUGCAAGCGUUUGAUGUUUCCUCUGCAGAAAGUGAGGAUUCAAGUCCUGAGCUAGAUGAAGAUGAGAAGGUUGAAAAAGAUGAGGAGGAAGAAGACUAUGAUGGGGAUGCAGAACUGACUGAGCAAACAACGACUAAUAUCCCACCAUCCUACAGCACGGUCAUCUGUAGAGAAGAAUUGCAGACGUCUGAGACUGAGGAGCUGUCUGGGAGCAGCAGACCAUUGGCUGAGGUCCCGAGCUUGUUAACAGCCAGUGAGCUCCUCCUCAAUAAUAUGUACUAUGAUGAAGAACUGGAUCAGUCGGAAAAAUUCUACCAGAGCCUGCCCCGCCCAUUGCGUCUGUCUUUCGCCCUCUAUAACACCAUCGUUUCCAAGUCCGAAAUGCUUUGCUAUUUUGUUAUCAUCCUCAACCACAUGGUAUCUGCGUCCAUCCUUUCUUUAAUUCUUCCUAUUCUCAUCUUCCUGUGGGCCAUGCUUUCGGUACCGAGACCAACAAAGCGUUUCUGGAUGGCUGCUAUCAUUUACACAGAGAUUACUGUGGUCAUCAAGUAUUCGUUUCAGUUUGGCUUCUUUCCUUGGACAUCUACAAUCUACCGCAGCAUGAAUGCUGACAAGCCCUUCCAGCUGCCCAAUAUCAUUGGCAUUGAAAAGAAAGAUGGCUAUGUACAUUUUGACCUUAUUCAGCUUCUUGCUCUGUUCUUGCACAGAUCAAUACUUAAAUGUCAUGGACUGUGGGACAACAAAGAGGUGUGCUUGCCAGAGUCAAAGAAGAAAAAAAAGAACAAGAAACAGAGAAAGCGUGGGAGCAGAGAGGAAGAAGAUACAGAUACUGGGCUGGUGCCGUGGAAAAUCAUCAAAAAUCAGAACCUUCCUAAAAAUGUGUUCAGGAAACGCAGAACAUCACAGAAGCCUGUUGAGAAAGGUCACCCACACAAGAAAGAAACCAAGAAGAAGUGGAACUGGUUUCGACGGAAUCCCAAGAAGAAACGUCAGCCAAUAAAAGAGAAGUUAAAACAACAGUGGAUCAAAGCCAAAAAACUGGCAGUGAAAGUUGCUCUUCAAAUUUACCUGCCCAUCAGACAGUUCUUUUACGACAUCAUACAUCCAGAGUACAGUCCAGUUUGUGAUGUUUACGCCAUAAUGUUUCUGGUGGAUGUUAUCAAUUUCAUAAUUGUCAUUUUUGGAUACUGGGCAUUUGGAAAACAUUCAGCAGCUGCAGAUAUCACAGAAUCGCUAUCUGAAGACCAAGUUCCUGAGGCGUUCCUUGUUAUGCUACUCCUGCAGUUUGCCACCAUGAUUGUGGAUCGAGCGAUCUACCUUCGGAAGACCAUGUUUGGAAAGUGUGUCUUUCAAGUAGUACUUGUCUUUGGAAUUCAUUUCUGGAUGUUUUUCAUCCUUCCUGGUGUCACAGAGAGGAGGUUUAAUACAAACCAGGUAGCCCAGCUCUGGUAUUUUGUAAAGUGUGUCUACUUUGGACUUUCUGCCUAUCAGAUUAAGUGUGGCUACCCCAACAGAGUCUUGGGAAAUUUCCUCACCAAGAGUUACAACUGCAUCAAUCUUUUUCUGUUUCAAGGAUUCCGUAUGGUCCCAUUCCUUACAGAGAUGAGAGCAGUCAUGGACUGGGUUUGGACAGAUACAACUCUCAGCUUAUCAAGCUGGAUCUGUGUGGAGGACUUAUACGCCAAUAUCUUCAUUAUGAAAUGCUAUAGAGAGUCUGAGAAGAAAUACCCAGAACCACCUGGGCAAAAGAAGAAAAAGAUUGUGAAGUACGGGAUGGGUGGGGUGAUUAUAUUUGCCUUGAUUUGCAUCAUCUGGUUUCCACUCCUCUUCAUGUCAUUGGUUAAAUCAGUUGCUGGAGUGACCAAUCAGCCAUUGGAUGUCUCCAUUCAGAUCAGCAUUAGUGGCUAUGAGCCCCUGUUCACUAUGAGCGCUCAGCAGCAGAAUCUUGUCCCGUUCUCACAAGCAGCCUAUGAAGAAAUGACUUAUAGAUAUGCUCUCCAUCCUUCUACAAUGCAGUUCUUAGAGAAUUACAUGCCUGAGGAUAUCGUCAUUGCAAAGAUAAAGAGUAACGCCAGCCUCCUGUGGACCAUAAGCCCAGCAAGUCGAGAGGCAAUGAUAUCCGAGCUGUCUGAGUCAGCCCAGAUAUACUUUGAUAUUCACUGGAGCAUACUCAGGAAUGCAUCUAUCGUUAAAAGUGCAGAGAGUACUGGAAAACACACUGUCUGCUAUGAGGAUGCAGAAAUCAAAGAGCAGAUCGUUCAGAUGCUGACGGGGGAAAGGACAAAGCCUAUAAUGUUGCCAAACAUCCUGCCGAAACAUCUCAGAGCAAAUUCUGGUCCAGAAGCAAAAAUUGCACAUCGGCUGCAGACAGCCCAUUCAGAUAAGCCAGAGGAUGUGCAGAAAUACGCAUUUUUCCGAAACCUCACCUUAAAAUUGCAGCAGAUAGUAAUAAAUUCCACAUCCGAUCAAGUAACCGAAUGGUGGACAAUUCAGGAAUGGAAUCCGGCUUGUGGCCCAGCUGGAUGUAACAAGAAUAUUGAGCUUGUUAUAUUUAAUGACAAGGCUAGCCCUCAAAGUCUGGGAUUCCUUGCUGGAUACGGCAUUGUGGGCCUCUACAUGUCAGUAGUUCUGGUUAUUGGCAAAUUUAUUAGAGAAUUCUUCAAUGGCAUAUCCCGAUCCAUCAUGUUUGAGGAGUUACCCAAUGUGGACCGAAUCCUGAAGCUCUGCACAGAUAUCUUCCUGGUCAGAGAAACUGGAGACUUGGACCUGGAGGAACAAUUGUUUGCCAAACUUAUAUUCCUUUACAGGUCUCCAGAAACUAUGAUCAAGUGGACAAGGGAAAAAGAGGAGAAAUGACACCGCCAUAGAAAAUAGGAGCUUUGUGGGACAACUCACUUUGAAAUUGGACUUGUGUUACAGAACCAGCCAAAAAAAAUUGUUCAAAGCAGGUUCUGGGUUGUCGAAAAGGAAGACAAUAUUGAAAACUAAAAUAGCAGGACUUGUCUAAGAAGGAGCCCAGCUAAAUUUGAGGUUAUGAUGAGCAAGUUUUUUUGUAAUCCUUUUGGAGA
Messenger RNA from Bombina bombina (fire-bellied toad), 8060 nucleotides. Its product is annotated as piezo-type mechanosensitive ion channel component 2-like. The record is from RefSeq and is a predicted model, not a curated record. The coding region runs from base 1 to 7848 and encodes 2615 amino acids. Lineage: Eukaryota; Metazoa; Chordata; Amphibia; Anura; Bombinatoridae. The transcript is spliced from 53 exons.